CUGUGGUACUGUUAGUCGGUUUUCAGCAGUUAGUAGGUUUGCAGCAAUUAGUAGGUUUUCAGCACGGCAAGAUAAAGAAAGUACAUAAGUAAAAUCGUUUCUCGUCGAGAGUACAUAAGAAAAAGAAUUUAGAAAUGUGGACGUAUCAUAAAUCGUGCGCCAGUAAAGUACGUCUUGAUAAUAAAAUUGCAGUGAUAACAGGUGCAAAUACUGGAAUCGGCAAGGAAACCGCCAUAGAUUUUUAUAGAAGAGGUGCACGAGUGAUAUUGGCCUGUCGGAAUGUGGAAAAAGCAAAACAAGCAGUUGAAUAUAUAAAAAAUCAGCCAUUUCCAAGUACAGAAAGCGAGCAGUACAACGGUAAAUUGGGUGAGCUUGCGAUAUAUUCAUUGGAUCUUUGCAGUUUAAAAAGUGUAAUAGAAUGCGCUAAACAGUUAUUGACAACUGAAUCAGCUAUUCACAUAUUAAUAAAUAAUGCUGGUGUAAUGAUGUGUCCGCAUUACAAAACCGAAGACGGGUUCGAGUUGCAGCUACAAUCGAAUUAUCUCGGACAUUUUCUCCUGACAUUAUUACUACUGCCGAAAAUACAAUCAUCCACUCCUGGUUGCAGAAUAGUUAACGUGUCAUCACUUGCUCAUAUUUUCGGCAAUAUACAUUUCAAUGAUAUAAAUCUGGAAAAAUCGUAUAGUCCAUUGAAAGCGUAUGCGCAAAGCAAAAUGGCAAACAUUCUAUUUACUAAGGAACUUGCACGACGAUUGAAAGAAGCUGAUAUUAGUGGAAUAAAUGUGUAUGCUUUGCAUCCCGGCGUUAUAAGAACCGAAUUAGGACGACACUAUAAUAAAACAAUAGUUCCGGGUGCGACAUUCUUUUUUCGUCAUAUUAUGCGGCCAUUCAUCAAAAAUCCGACACAAGGAGCGCAAACAACGAUAUAUUGUGCUAUUGAUGAAAAAACAGCUGAUGAGACCGGUCUUUACUAUUCAGAAUGCCGCGUGUCCAGGCCACAAUGGAGAGCCAGAGAUGAUCAAAUAUCCAAAAAGCUAUGGGACCAUACUUGUCGGCUUUUACACUUGGAACCUAAUGAAAAUUUUUCUGCCUUUUUACAAACUGUUUCGCGCCAACUUGCCCAAUAAUAUUCAUUUGUAUAGAAUUUAUGUGUAAAAAAUAUACUUUCAUCUUCUACUAUCUUAUCAAAGAUAUGCUACAAAAAUAAAUUAGAGUAUAAAUAAGGAAAAACUAAAAAUCAUCUACGAAAAAAU
Molecule: messenger RNA, 1253 nt
Organism: Camponotus floridanus (Florida carpenter ant)
Lineage: Eukaryota; Metazoa; Arthropoda; Insecta; Hymenoptera; Formicidae
Product: retinol dehydrogenase 11
Exons: 6
Coding region: 135-1127 (330 amino acids)
Source: RefSeq, a predicted model, not a curated record